AUGACAUAGUUACCAAAACUCAUCUAGGAAAAUAUAUUAUUUGAAUGUAGAGGUAAAAAAUUUAUCAUUAUAAAGACUUAAAGUAAUAGUCAUAAGAUAAUAUAAUUUUUGAUAAAAUCAUGAAAAGUAUAAAAAUACAUACAUAUAGAGGUUUCGUCCUAAAAGUUGGUCCAACCAAUUAGUAUACAUAUCACAACUCAUAAGAAUAAAAUAUUAAGGGUUCCAACUUGUAUUUAUAAAUAUAUGUGAUUGAAAAAUUAAAAUUCACGAUUGAAUUUAGUUAUAAAGAUGAAGUAUAGAUUUAUAUAAUUUAUACAGUCUUAUCAAAUAAUUGUGAGUCCAAAUUUUCAAUAAGCAUAUUCGAAAAAUAAAAAUGAAGUGAAAAUAUCAAGUGCAUUCAUAUUAACAAAUAAAUGGAUCAGUUUAGGAUUUGAUGUAGAUAGUUUUUUUAAAUUUGGAGAAAUGUAAUUGAAAAUGUUAAGUAUACAAUCUCUUUGUAGAUUAAAAAAAAUUUAUGAAUCUAAUAUUGUGAGUAAAUUAAAGUAAUAAUAUUUUAUAAAAAAGUGAUGGUUAAUGUAUUAUUUAAAAGAUUUGCGAAAAAAGAAUAUUGGAAUUAUUACCUCUAAGUAUUAGAGCUUAAUCAGAAAAAUUAGAGAUUAGAAAAAAUUAAUUAACAAAUUAAAUAAGACGAUAAUCAACUAUUUCUAAUUCUUAAGAGAGGAAUAUUUAGAGCCAAUCUGAUAAAAAAUAAUUUUAAUCUAAAUAAAUGAAUUUAAUAUUAUAAGAGUAAACAAAAUAAAGCAACUUAAAUGGAUUAAAAGUGAAGUCAAUUUCACAUGCCUAAAACUAAAGAAAAUUCAUAUAAAUAUAAAAUUGUAAAAAUACUUAAAUGAAUAAAUUACAAUAGUAAAUAAAACCACUUGUAUUUGAAUAAAUAUCUACAUAAUCAAAUUAAAUUUAAGAACAAUAAUAAAUACUUAAAUAAUAAUAAUAACUAUUGUUAUCAAAUUCUAGCAGAUCAAAGUAGAUAAAUCAUUAAACAGGUGUAUCUCUUACAAAAUAAUUAUCAUAAGAAUGUUUACUAGGGAAGACAAUCUAAUUAGCAACAGGAUUAUAGGUUAUUGAGGAAGUUAAUUCUACAAAGCCUCCUAUAAAUUCAAAAACCAGUUCAUCCACUUAAGUCAAGUUAUAAAAAAAGGCUGUAUAAAGUUUUUUAAGACAUAAUCAAGAGUUUUAAAAUGGAAGUAAUUAUACACAUGACACUUAUGAUGAAGCAAAAAUAGAACAAGAUUAAAAACAUAAAAUAUCUUAAGAAAGCUCUGGAGUUAAAGAUUUGUAUUAUGAAUGCGAUAAUUCUGAAUAUUAAACAAAAUAUGGAAAAUUUUCUAAUACUUUUACUCGUCCUCUGGGGUUAUCGUCCUAUAAUCAUAAAUUAGUUUCUCAAUAAUCCACUUAAUAGAACUAAGGAAGUACAAAUGAAUAUUUUUACUUGAGUAGCUAAUAAAUUGAAUAAAAUUAAAGUGCAAAUUAAACUGCAAAUGAAAUUGAAGAAUAGAUAGAAGCUCCAGAACUAAAAAGUAAAAUGACUGAGGAAAGUUUUAAUUCUAUAAAUGGUCUAUAAAUUAAGUAAGAAGAUAGUUAAGAAGAACUAGUAGUUUCAAAAUUCGAAUGA
Paramecium sonneborni is the source of this 1672-nucleotide messenger RNA. Lineage: Eukaryota; Ciliophora; Oligohymenophorea; Peniculida; Parameciidae. The record is from the annotation of a GenBank genome assembly.